Molecule: messenger RNA, 1125 nt
Organism: Xenopus laevis (African clawed frog)
Lineage: Eukaryota; Metazoa; Chordata; Amphibia; Anura; Pipidae
Product: signal transduction regulatory protein SAP-2
Source: RefSeq, marked provisional
UAUCAAUCGAGGAAACCUUUUUGUAUUAAUUAAAUGGAGCUUCUGCGGUGUUGCCCUGUUUUAGAUUUCAUGACUCAAAUGCUUUAGAUAAUCAUGAUGGAAAUUAUUUCCACUUUAUUUUUUCCUAUUAUUGUUGUAGUCCUGGCAAGAGUCAUUUCACUUCAGCCUACGAGUGUCUAUUCGUGUGCUUGUGGGAUGGUUUAGUAAUUAACACGUUUAUGUCUCCACCUGUGGGAUCCUGUCUCGUCUUUGCUGCAUUUACUUUUGAAGAGUUUAAAGGCAGCUUCUUCCUCUCCAGCUUGUCUAGAGGUGCAUCUGCCAUUGCCACUCUUUCAUCACACUGUUCUGCCCGCAAUGGAGAAGGUAUCCGUUUAUCAUGGGAACAUAAGCCGUGAGAUGGGCGAGAAGCUCCUGAGUGAUGCCGGGAAAGAUGGGAGUUACUUGCUACGGGAUAGCGAGACCAUGCCGGGAAUGUAUUGCCUCUGUGUUCUGCACAAAAAUUUGGUCUAUACAUACAGAGUUCAUCAGACAUCAACUGGUUCCUGGACUGCUGAGGCUGCACCUGGCGUUACAAGAAGGCUGUUCCGGAAGGUGCAAAAUUUGAUUUCUGCAUAUGAAAAACCAAACCAGGGAAUUGCAACACAUCUGCAGCACCCAGUGGAGAGGACGGUGACAAAAAUUGUUUAAGGGUGAUUAAUGGAUGGAUGCUUAAACAAAUGAGUCAUUUGCAGAUCAAUUCAUUCGACGCUGCCUUGAAGAGAGAGAGAAACGGAUGUGUAAUAUUUACAAAUGUUUAAACCUGUAAAUGCCAAAGAUGAAAUCUUCAGUCUUAUAUUUUCUUAUUUAGGCUCCGAGUUAAAUUUUAACAGAACGAAAAAGGCUUAGAAUUGGCCAAAGUCCCAAAAUGUAAAAAAAAUAAAAAAGUGGGGUUUAGGAUAUAUUCUUGCUAUUUUACCUUUUAAAAUGAUAAAGGAAAUAUAUGCUCUGUGGCUCUCCAAAGUAGGCACCUUAACCUUAAAGGAAAACUAUACCCCCCAAACAAUGUAGGUCUCUAUAAAAAGAUAUUGCAUAAAACAGCUCAUAUGUAAAAUCCUGCUUCAUGUAAAUAAACCAUUUUCAUAAUAA